CAACUAAACAUUUCUACAGAAUCGAAGCAUCUCUCAAAAAGACCUUUAAGUAUGUCAUUGACAAGAGAAAUUGAUGCUCUCGUCAGAAGGACAUGUAUGAUUUACUACAUGUAUGUAGUACUUAGGUACUUACCUACCUAAGUACCUAACAUGGUAGCUGCCUCUAAUAGAUCUUCAGCCGUUCCACAAACGGCGCUGCUGCCUUGGGAAGUCACGUUAAGACGCGCUAUUGUGGCAUCAAUUAGCAUCCAUCUUUCCUUGCUCGGCGUCGGUUGCCUGGAGAGAAAGUGCCACUGGGCGCGCUCAUUGUCAAUAUUUAUUCGACCUCAAUUGCUCCCAACUUCCUUUCAUUUCUCUCUCACAAACUCUCACAGACUCUCACAGACUCUCACACUAUCCUCGAAAAACUUACAUCUCUCCAUUCUUGUCUCAUCAUUCAAUUCAAUAUUAAUCACUUCAUCGAACCUAAUUAUCGCAUCGGGUGUUUUGCCAACGAGAAUAAAAGCAUAGCCCCUAUAAACCCUAUAAAGGCUAAAGAAUGCCACCUAGAAAGAAGGCCGCAGCAGCUAAACUACCUCCGCCACCACCAUUGGAAGGCUGCAGUAUAGCUAUUAGUGGUACAAUACCCGGCCACACCCAAGCCGCCAUCGAGCGAGACUUUAUCAAUGUUCUUGGUGCAUCUCUAGCCAAGUCUGUUACGGCAACCACUACACACCUUAUCAGUACUGAUUCAGACUACAACAAGCCUUCUAUAAAGGUUAAAGCUGCGCAGUCUCUUGACGUACCCAUUGUCACCUUCCAAUGGCUUGAGGACUCCCUCAACCAAACAGCUCGUAUGGCUGAGAGCUCAUAUGGCAUUGGUUCCUCUCAGUCACAAUUACUACCCCAGCCUCAAUCUCAGCCGCAAUCUCAGUCGCAAUCUCUACCUAUACAGACCCGUGGCACCAGAAAGCGAUCGGCGGCACAGAAACUUACACCUGAAGAAGAAGAAGAAGAUAACGAUAAGCAGGAGGUAAAACCUCAAGCCAAAAAGAAGGCCAGGACUUCGAAGACCGAAGCACAGAGCCAAGAAGACAAAGACCUCAAGGCUGAGGAAAAAAAGGUCAUUGUUGCUGAUGGUCAGAUUGCUAAAUCUCGAGACGUCAGAAUCCCUCUUGACGAGGGCGCUGACCGCCAGUACAAUAAUUAUGAGGUCUAUAUCGAUGACGACGGUGUCAUUUUUGAUGCCUCGCUCAACCAGGCCAACUCGACAGCCAACAACAAUAAAUUCUACCGUGUUCAGUUGCUUCGGUCUAUCAAGGAUCGUUUCAUAUGCUGGACUCGUUGGGGCCGAGUAGGUGAACAUGGCCAAUCCAAAGCCGUCGGUGAUGGAACACUUGACAGCGCUCUUCGUGAAUUCAACAAUAAAUUUAAGUCGAAGACUGGUCUUUCAUGGGUCAACCGCGGGGAGCAUCCAAGAUCUGGGAAAUACGCUUUCAUUGAGAAAAGCUAUGAACCAGACUCAGAAGAUGAAGAUGAUACGAAAGACACGAAAGGUGGUACUAUUAAAAUUGAGGAUGACGAGGAGCCCGAAUCAAAACUAUCUAAGCCGGUUCAGGAGUUGAUGCAGCUCAUUUUCAAUCAGCAGUACUUCGCAGCGACCAUGCGCGACCUUAAUUACGAUGCUGUGAAGCUACCUCUAGGAAAACUCAGCAAAACCACAAUUUCUCGAGGUUUUCAAGCCUUGAAGGAUCUCUCGGCCCUCAUACAAAACCCAGCAUUAGCAACUUCUCAGCAUCAGACUAACUACAUUUCGGCAACAGAGCAACUUUCGAAUUUGUACUUCACUUUGAUUCCGCAUGCGUUUGGAAGGAAUAAGCCUCCCGUUAUUCGAGAUACGACACUGCUCAAAAGAGAAAUAGAACUUCUCGAGAGCUUGUCGGAUAUGAAGGACGCAUCGCUACUCAUGAAGAAUGAGCAGAAAGAAGAGAUCAAUAAGCUUGACCAACAGUUCCAGAGCUUAGGAAUGAAUGAGAUGACUCCGCUUGAUCAGGAGAGCCCAGAGUUCACCCAGUUGGUGGACUACUUGGUGGAUACACGAGGAGCAACUCACAGCGCUAACUACCAGGUAUCGCAAAUUUUCAGAGUCGAGCGCAGCGGCGAAAAAGAUCGCUUAGAAGCCGUACAUGAGACAUACCAAGACAGACGACUUUUGUGGCACGGCUCUCGCUGCACCAAUUUUGGUGGUAUCCUCUCACAGGGAUUACGUAUCGCGCCUCCCGAGGCUCCGGUUACAGGUUACAUGUUCGGAAAGGGCAUCUACUUGGCGGAUAUGUCCAGCAAGUCUGCCAACUACUGCUACCCAUCGAUCAGCAACGGACAUGCGCUGCUUCUUCUUUGCGAAGCAGAACUUGGUGACCCUAUGCAGACACUCACCGGCGCCUCGUAUAGCGCUGCCGAAGAUGCUAAGUCGAAAGGAAUGUUAUCAACUUGGGGCCAGGGAUCCACAGGCCCGAGCCAAUGGAAAGAUGCCGAAUGCAUUCACCCAUCGUUAAAGGGAGUGAAAAUGCCCGAUACAAACGUGAAACCUGGUGCCACCGGCGUUCCUAAUGCCCAUCUUCUUUACAAUGAGUAUAUCUGCUACGAUAUCUCCCAAGUCCGCUUGCGAUACCUCCUUCGGGUCAGAAUGUAGAACCCUCAGACCUAGUGGUAAUUGUGCUCGGGAUCGUCGUAAUUGCUGAAGGUAUCUGUAUGAAUGAUUUUUGCUACUACAUCCAUCUACCCGAUCUAUGCUCAACUCCUUUGCUUUUAGGGUUAUAUAUUAGCUUAGCUAUGUGGCUCCAGGUGGUGUUACUAGAGCAAGUACUAUCAACGGCUGAUUUAAAAUGCGAUGAGUUUUGAAAGGGGAUAUGGUCGGCUUCGCCCGGGGAGAUAUGAAUGAAUGAUCCUUUAUAGCCCUCAGAUACUAAUUGAUGCUUAAAUAUAGACUUAACAGAUUCCUCAUGUGAUU
Molecule: messenger RNA, 2989 nt
Organism: Daldinia loculata
Lineage: Eukaryota; Fungi; Ascomycota; Sordariomycetes; Xylariales; Hypoxylaceae
Product: PARP-domain-containing protein
Exons: 6
Coding region: 539-2671 (710 amino acids)
Molecular function (GO): NAD+ poly-ADP-ribosyltransferase activity
Source: RefSeq, a predicted model, not a curated record